Charadrius vociferus (killdeer) is the source of this 1935-nucleotide messenger RNA. It is a transcript of the gene ASAP3, whose product is annotated as ArfGAP with SH3 domain, ankyrin repeat and PH domain 3. The record is from RefSeq and is a predicted model, not a curated record. NCBI's taxonomy places the organism in Eukaryota, Metazoa, Chordata, Aves, Charadriiformes, Charadriidae. Gene Ontology annotation, cellular component: focal adhesion; cytoplasm. Bases 1 to 1935 code for a protein of 644 amino acids. The transcript has 21 exons. Gene Ontology annotation, molecular function: protein binding; GTPase activator activity. Gene Ontology annotation, biological process: positive regulation of GTPase activity; cell migration.
AUGGGUCAUGGCGCACGUUGCAACGCUCGGCUGGUGGAGCAGAAGAAAAGGAGGAGGAAGAAGAGGAGGAGGAGGAGAGCGCCGGGUCAGCGCCCCGUCCCCUCCGCCGGGAGCCCCGGGGUGGCAGGCGAGCGCGCUUGGCAGGGGCUAACGAGCUCCGUUUGUUUUCUUUCUUUGCUUUCGCAGAGCCUGGAUGGGGACCAAGCCGUACUCCAGAGGAUCAGGAAAUACGUGAAAGCCAUUCACGUCUCCGGGCUGACCCACGUGGAGAACGAGGAGCAGUACAGCGAAGCUCUGGAGAACUUCGGCAACAACCACCUCUCCCAGAACAACCACGAGCUCUCCACCGGCUUCCUCAACCUGGCCGUCUUCACCCGCGAGGUCACCGCACUCUUCAAGAACCUGGUACAGAACCUGAAUAACAUCGUCUCCUUCCCCCUGGACAGCCUGCUGAAGGGGCAGCUGAAGGACGGCCGCUUGGACUCCAAGAAGCAGAUCGAAAAGGCCUGGAAGGAUUACGAGACCAAAGUGGGGAAGAUAGAGAAGGAGAAGGAGCGAGCCCGCUUGGCGGGGGUCAUCCAGGCCGAGCCGACCGCGGCGGUGGUGGCCGAGGGCAUGCAGAAGGAGGGGCGGGGGUCACAGCUCCACAUGUGCGAGUACCUGCUGAAAGCCAGCGAGUCUCAGAUGAAGCAGGGCCCAGAUUUCCUGCAGAGCCUCAUCAAGUUUUUCCACGCUCAGCACAAUUUCUUCCAAGAUGGCUGGAAGGCUGCCCAGAACCUCUACCCCUUCAUUGAGAAGCUCGCUGUGUCCCUCCACGCGGUAAGCCAAACCCAAGAGGAGGAGGUGAAGCAGCUCACGCAGACCCGCGAUUCCCUCCGCAGCAUCCUGCAGCUGGAGAACAAGGAGGAAAACCUGAGCAGGAAGAACUCUGGUAGCGGCUACAGCAUCCACCAGCACCAAGGGAACAAGCAGUACGGGACGGAGAAGUCGGGAUUUCUGUACAAGAAAAGCGAUGGGAUCCGCAAAGUCUGGCAGAAGAGGAAGUGUGGCGUGAAGUACGGCUGUCUGACCAUCUCCCACAGCACGAUCAACCGCCCCCCCGUCAAGCUGAACCUCCUCACCUGCCAAGUGCGGCCCCACGCCGAGGAGAAGAAAUGCUUCGACCUGGUGACGCACAACAGGACGUAUCACUUCCAAGCGGAGGACGAGCAGGAGUGCGUUGUGUGGGUCUCAGUGCUGCAGAACAGCAAGGACGAAGCCCUGAGCAAUGCUUUCAAGGGAGACCCCAAUGGCGGUGGGGCGGCAGCGGGCAGCGGGGCGGACGGCGGCGUGCAGGAGCUCACCAAGCUGGUCAUCAACGAGGUGAAGAACCUGCCGGGAAACAAGCAGUGUUGUGACUGCGGGGCCCCGGAUCCCACGUGGCUCUCCACCAACCUGGGCAUCCUGACGUGCAUCGAGUGCUCCGGCAUCCAUCGGGAACUGGGCGUGCAUUAUUCCCGCAUCCAAUCCCUCACCCUGGAUGUCCUCAGCACCUCCGAGCUGUUGCUGGCCGUCAGCGACUCCGGGGAGCUGGCGCUGCACGUGGCCGUACGCCACGCCGACAGAUCGUCCCUUCCUCUGGUGGACUUCAUCAUCCAGAACGGGGGGACGCUGGACCGGGUGACGCAGGAUGGGAACACGGCUUUGCACUACGGCGCGCUCUACAACCAACCCAACUGCCUCAAGCUGCUCCUGAAAGGUGCCACCGCUCAGCGGGAUGGGGUGGGGUGGGGGUCUCAGAGGGGCUGCGAUGAGGUGGUGGCGGGGAGGCAGAAGAGGGUGAAGGCGGUGGCUGACUGCAAGGGGGACAAAGCGCGGGAGCUGACCUUCUCGAAGGGGGAGGUGAUCGUGGUGACGCGGGAGGAGGACGAGCAGAGCUGGGUCGGCUUCGGGUGA